GUGGGAGCCGCUGCAGCCGCAGUGCAAGCCUGUAAACAAUUUAUCUCAAUUACGGCCUAUUUUUUUUAUGAAUAUAUGUGAUUAAUCGCCGUAAACGUACAUAUUUCGAUCGGUAUGUACAGCGGACUCCUGCCAAAAGGUUUGACAGAGGAUGACCUUAGUCCAGACGACGACGAGGAGGAGGAGGAGAAGAAGAGGAGGGACAGUGAGAAACUGAGCUCCACCGGUGAAAACACUGGAUCACCGGUGGAGGCAAAAGCGAAUAACACAGCCAGUGGUGCGGACACAGAGCUACCGACGUGUAGUUUACCUGGUAUACCUCAGGAAACGUGGCAAAAAUUCCAAGAUCUACAGAAGAAGAGAGAGGAGAUGAAGACACUGAAAGACCCCAGAAGAAGAAAAAGACGACGACACAAAAAAGGUGCCAGUGAUAGCGUCGAUACUGAUGUUAAGAAGAAAGGAACAAACAGCGAUGAACCCGGAGAGACAAGUGAACCUCAGAAGCAGCUGGAGAAGGAGAAGCACUGGGAUGGGCUUAAGCAGUAUUUUGGUGUAAAUGAUCGAUUUCAUCCCCCCGCAUGUUCCAAACCCGCUCCAAAGUCCGGCCUAGAAAAGAGCAUAGAGAGGGCCAUAGCUGAAGGGGACAUUGCAAAGGCGGAGGAGAUGAGCGACAGACUCGCCACUCGAGAGCUGGCUGUGAAAAUCGCUCAAGCUGCUGAUUGCCGUGACUUCGCGCAACGCAAACAGGAAGAGGAAGCUUUGAGGGCAGCGCAAAAAGGAAGAAGCAAAUAGCCUGGGGGUUUGAGGCUAAAAAACGAUGGGAAACCAAAAGCAACAUGGGAUACAUGUGAUGAACAUGGACGAAGCAGAGAGAGAGAGAGAGAGAGAGAGAGCGAGCGAGAGAGAGAGACGCUAAUUCAAUAACAGCCCUGUUUUUUAUGGCACACGGAUUCUGUUUGUCUUUAUUCUUCGAGUAUAUUUUGAAGACUUAACACCAGCAGAUUGAGAGUGGGGAAAAAGUCACACAGUUGGCUGCGAGAAAAAAAAACAUCCAGAGUACAACAGAGAGAAAAAAUUACAGAGCAUUCAAAUUAAUUCCUAAGGCGCCCAUUGGAGUCUGCAUUGUGUUAUUUUUCAUUACAUUUCAGUGAUUUGAGCGUUUUUUUCCACCCUUCAAAUUAAAUCUGGUGUACAUUACUGGAUGAUGCGUUUAUUUAUUGCUGUAAAGUGGGUUAAUCAUGAAGGCGCUCCUUUCUUCUUCUGAGCAAGAGAAAGGAAAGAUUAGGGCCCUAAUGCAAUGUACAGGAUAAUGUGCGAUAGGAUUUGUGAGUAGAAAAUGAAAUUUGGCUGCUGUAAACUGUUGUGAGCGGUCGUAAACUGAAAGUUGAGUGAACGGCGAGAAGGGUGGGGGGUUGUUAGACAUGAAACGGAGGCUUUGCUGUUGGCCGUCGCCCAUGCUGCGAGACACACGCUAUUGUUUCUCACCUCGAACAAGAGCCAUGCGCUGUUUCUCGAAGUCUGCACUCGCCGCUCAUUGUGUGAUGAGCUCUCUUCAGCAUCUGUAAACUCGUCCAAACCGUCGAUUCUGCCGCUACUUUGAUCUUUUUUUGAUCUACAGCGUUUUUCCUCUACACACUUUGGAAAUGCUCAUUCAGAUUCCACCAAGUGUUAAUUGCAAACAGCGUGCAAAAAAAAAAAAAAAAAAAAAUAGCACAAGAAUGAUAAUUACUUUUAUUCAUAAAGCUUGCUUUUUUUCCUAACCAUAGAAAAUGAUUGCUUUGCUUCAAGGUAAUGAGAAUUAAAAUUAAUCCACCUAAGUUGUUUGCAUUGCACAUAUUUGGGCACUUUGUCCCUUAGUGAAAAGAGGGGGGGUUGUAUCUUUGCUGUGUAGGUUAAAUCAGUUUGGGAAAAAAAAAAAAAGAAAAAAACAAUUA
This is a messenger RNA of Sphaeramia orbicularis (orbiculate cardinalfish), 1934 nucleotides long. RefSeq names its product family with sequence similarity 204 member A (gene fam204a). Bases 115 to 792 code for a protein of 225 amino acids. The record is from RefSeq and is a predicted model, not a curated record. NCBI's taxonomy places the organism in Eukaryota, Metazoa, Chordata, Actinopteri, Kurtiformes, Apogonidae. The transcript is spliced from 7 exons.